Molecule: messenger RNA, 1950 nt
Organism: Microthlaspi erraticum
Lineage: Eukaryota; Viridiplantae; Streptophyta; Magnoliopsida; Brassicales; Brassicaceae
Source: the annotation of a GenBank genome assembly
AUGCUGCGGAAGUCUGUCCUCGAGCUGUCUUCGCGUUUGUCAACAAAGAGAUUCCCGGCGAAUUUGGGAGCUCAGAGGUUUCAUCUGAGUUCUUCGAGAAAGGCAUCUACAUCUGGCAAAACUGGCCUCCCCGGAGCUAAUCCCGUGGGGACACCUAAAGCUGAUCCUCCAAAUGUGAGUCCUCCUCCUACUACUCCUCCUGUGGGGAAACCAGAUGGCUCUAAAGGUAGUUCUUCGAAAGUGGUCCUCGGAGGUGUCGCUGUUGUUGGUGCCUUUCUGGUAGCAUAUCAGACUGGGUAUUUGGAUCAAUAUCUGGGGAAAGAAGAUCAGAAAUUAAGUGAGCCAGUUGCUGUUACUGAAAAACUGGAGGAGGCUCGUCAUUUGAAUGUGGCUCCUCCUGGUGUUGAAGAUUCUGCUGGAAUCAGCUCAUCAGUGGAUGGUAAAGCCGAAACGCUACCUGAAGCUUCUGGGGGAAUGCAGAGUGACAUAGUCAUAGACGUGCAACCCGAGUCUGAUGUAACACCUGACCGUUAUACAUAUAUUUCUUCUGACAAAGAAGAGACGCCUCAAGAAAGUGAGAAAAGCUUGCCUGUUUCUUUGAAUGAUAACGCUACAUCUGAAGAUUCGAGUACUAAGUCUGACACGUCCCCAGAGAUUAUAUCUGAGGCGGGAAAUGUGAAGUUGGAAGCUGUACCAAAACCUGAGGACAGUACUGUUGUUAAUGCCCUGACUAGUUCGGUUAUGGAAUCUGCUUCACCAAAGGAUCCUGCCACUGAAACGCCACCUGAGGAUGGGAUUGAGCGGGAAGUAGAAAAGCCAGGUUCUCUCCUUAAGGAAUACAAUCUAGAAGGCAAUGGUACUGAAAGCACUGGAUCCUCAUCAUUUAGGGAACAACUAACUGAAGAAACUGAGGCUCUUCGUAACUCAAUUGAGGGGGUGAAAGAUGGUUACAUGAAUGAGGAUGGAAAGUUGGUGCUUGAUUUUCUUGAUGCCAUUCAUGCAGCUGAGGAGAGACAGUCUCAUUUAGAAGCCCAAGUUUUUGCUGAAAAACUGCGAGCCUUGAAGGAGAAGUACGAAAAUGAGUUGAGAGAUCUUAGGGCACGUGAAUUAAUGCGUAUAGAGGAGGCGGCGAUAUUGGAUAAGGAGCUAAAAAGAGAAAAAACAAAAGCAGCAGCUGCUAUCAAGUCAAUCCAAGAGAGAAUGGAAGAUAAGCUCAAAACAGAAAUUGAACAAAAGGAAACUGAAGCGCAGUUGGCUUUGAGUAAAGCUGAAGAAAUGGCAAAGGCUGAGUUGACUUCGGCAAUUGCAAAAGAAAAGGCAGCACAUCUUGAAAGAAUGGCAGAGGUCGAUCUUAAUAUAAAGGCCCUGCGUAUGGCAUUCUAUGCGCGCUCUGAAGAGGCUCGCCAAAGUCAUUCAGUUCACAAGCUUGCGUUGGGUGCAGUUGCGCUGGAUGCUACACUCUCGAAAGGCUUGCCAAUCCAAAAAGAAAUCGAUACGCUUCAGACUUAUCUUGAAGGAAUUCAUAAGGAUUCAAUCUUAGGCUUGGUGUUAUCAUCUCUUCCAGAAGAAGUACGAUCCAGUGGAACAGAUACAACACUGCAGCUGAACCAGAAGUUUAAAAGCUUGAAAGGAACACUUCGACACUUCAGUCUCAUUCCACCUGGUGGCGGAGGAAUCUUGACACAUUCACUAGCACAUAUUGCAUCUUGGCUCAAGUUCAAGGAAGUGGAUGAAGCUAAUGAAGGCAUUGAAUCUGUAAUUAAAAAAGUUGAGAAUCACUUGGCUGAGGGGAAACUAGCAGAAGCAGCAGCUGCACUUGAAGAAGGCGUUAAAGGAAGUAAAGCAGAGGAAGUAGUCGGCGAUUGGGUGAGAAGUGCAAGAAACAGAGCCAUUGCGGAACAAGCUUUGACUGUUCUCCAAUCCUAUGCAACUUGUGUCAGCCAAACUUGA